AAAAGAUAUUAUUUUGGUUUCUGAAAAUAAUAACGCAGAUUUUUGUACAAGUGAGUUUAUUUUCGACCCCCUCCCACAUCCCUCGUCCAUAUUUAUUCAUUUGGAUCUUCGGAAAUUAAAUUAUUUCAAUUAUUUUUAGAUAUUAGCAAACCUUUAGAUUUAUCGAUCACUUUUACAACAAAAAAUCAGUGCUCGUUGCCGAAAAAAAAUAAUGGGAAGUCAAAGAAUAUGCUACCUUGUGAUAUUUGCGGCAAAGAAUUCGACAGACCUUCGUUGCUAAAAAGACAUAUCAGGACUCAUACAGGCGAGAGACCACAUGUGUGUGAAAUUUGUGGAAAAGGGUUCUCUACGUCUAGUUCUCUGAAUACUCAUAAAAGGAUUCACAGCGGAGAAAGACCUCAUCAAUGUCGGAUUUGUGGAAAACGUUUCACAGCCAGUUCAAAUUUAUACUACCACCGACUCACUCAUUCUGCAGAAAAACCUCACAAAUGUGAUAUUUGCGGCAAGUCUUUCCCAACUCCUGGUAAUCUAAGAUCACAUAAAUAUUCGCACGAAGGAUUAUCGCCGUAUAAAUGUAACUUGUGUAACAGAAUGUUCUCAAAACAAGUUAAUCUGAAAAACCACGUAAAUUUACACAAAAUAAAAUAA
Messenger RNA from Planococcus citri (citrus mealybug), 648 nucleotides. RefSeq names its product zinc finger protein 239-like. Lineage: Eukaryota; Metazoa; Arthropoda; Insecta; Hemiptera; Pseudococcidae. Gene Ontology annotation, cellular component: nucleus. The transcript is spliced from 3 exons. The coding region runs from base 229 to 648 and encodes 139 amino acids. The record is from RefSeq and is a predicted model, not a curated record. Gene Ontology annotation, biological process: regulation of gene expression.